AUGACAUUCACAGAGUCGACAGCCGCUGCUAUCAUCCCUAACAAUGUCAACACUGCUCCUCGUCCUGAGGCCUAUCAAGCAACACCCGAUGUCGAACUUUUAUCUCUCUCAAACGUUGAUUCUGCUCCAAAGAAGACAGGAAAGAUAGAGUUCCGAUGUACUGGCGAGUCCUCCCCUGACAAUCGAGAGCGGCAUGUACGACAUGGACGGCUGGAACGAAGCACAAUACUCAAGCUCACGAGUGCGGCAUUUUCCUUCUUCUUCUCUGGCGCCAGUGAUGGCUGUCUGGGGGCGUUGAUUCCGUAUAUACUGAGGACCUAUGAUAUUUCCAUGGAUGCAAUUGCGAUCCUCGUAUUGCACAGCUACACUGUUACGUUCCUUGGCUGGCUUAUUGCCGUAGCCUCGAACAGCCAUUUACUUCAAAGGGUCGGGUUCGGCGCCAUACUUGCAAUUGGCGCAUCAUUGCAGCUUCUGGCGCAUAUCCUUCGCUUCUGGACACCUCCGUUUGGUUUGUUCGCCGCCACAUACUUUCUCCAAGCGCUAGGAACAGCAUACCAAGAUUCGCAUUCGAAUACAUUCGUCUCCUCUGUCAAAGGAGCUCAUCGAUGGCUGGGUUUUAUUCAUGCCAUGUAUUCGCUUGGGUGUCUCGUCUCACCGUUCGUUGCAACUGCCGUUGCUUCCCACGUCCAGUUGAAAUGGGCUUACUUCUUCAUUUUCCUGCUUGGACUCGGCGUGCUCAAUCUCUUGGCAGUACUUUACGUCUUUUCGGACUCUCUACGUCUACUAUCGAGAGAGCAGGAGCGAGAGCAGGAGGACGACGCUUCCAGCCACGGGAAAGAUGCGACCCAGAAGAUCAAAGAGACGCUGCAAACGAGGGGGGUAUGGCUGUUGAGUAUAUUUUUUUUCUUUGCUCUGGGAGCUGGUCUUACGGCUUCGGGAUGGAUCGUGGAGUUCCUCGUCAAAGUGCGUCACGGCAAUCUUGCGCAAAUGGGCUAUGUUCCAGCUGGACAAGCGGGUGGUGUAUUUUUGGGUCGAUUGCUUCUUGCAGAGCCAACGUUUCAAUUUGGCGAGAGACGCAUGCUCUUCUUGUAUAGCGUUCUCAUGCUCGCGAUGCAGUUGAUAUUCUGGCUUGUGCCGAAUCUUGUCGUCGACAUUGUCGCCAUUUCAAUCUUUGGUUUCUUCUUUGGUCCGCUCUUCGCCGCGGUUGUUCCCCAAACGCAUCCGGCCAACGGCACUUGGACUCGGGCAGGUGUCAAAGUAAUGCCGCCUAUCGUUGUCGGCUUGGUGGUCGCCGUGGGUGUCACAUGGUUGUUUGUGCCUCAAAUCAAGCGCCGAGAGGAAUAG
Molecule: messenger RNA, 1344 nt
Organism: Fonsecaea monophora
Lineage: Eukaryota; Fungi; Ascomycota; Eurotiomycetes; Chaetothyriales; Herpotrichiellaceae
Exons: 3
Coding region: 1-1344 (447 amino acids)
Biological process (GO): transmembrane transport
Cellular component (GO): membrane
Molecular function (GO): transmembrane transporter activity
Source: RefSeq, a predicted model, not a curated record